GCCCGGGGACCGCCGCCGGCGCCAUGGACCGAGGCCGGGUGCUGGAGCAGCUGCUGCCUGAGCUCACGGGGCUGCUCAGCCUCCUGGACCAUGAGUACCUCAGUGACACCGCCCUGGAGAAAAAGAUGGCUGUGGCCUCCAUCCUGCAGAGCCUGCAGCCCCUCCCAGCCAAGGAAGUCUCCUACCUGUAUGUGAACACAGCAGACCUCCACUCUGGGCCCAGCUUCGUGGAGUCCCUCUUUGAAGAGUUCGACUGUGACCUGAGCGACCUCCGGGACAUGCCAGAGGAUGACGGGGAGCCCUGCAAAGGAGCCAGCCCUGAGCCAGCCAAGAGCCCGUCUCUGAGACACUCAGCCGACCUGCCUCCACCGCUUCCCCAACGGCCCCCACCAGAGGACUACUAUGAAGAGGCCCUACCCCUGGGACCGGGCAAGUCCCCUGAGUACAUCAGCUCCCACAGUUCCGCUCCUUCCACCAACCCCACAGAUGGCUGCAGCCCAGCCCACUCCAUCAUGGAUGGCUACUACGAGGAUGCAGACAGCAGCUACCCCGCGACCAGGAUGAAUGGGGAGCUAAAGAACUCCUACAAUGACUCGGACCCGAUGAGCAGCUCCUACGAGUCCUAUGACGAGGAGGAGGAGGAGGGCAAAGGGCCGCAGCCUACACACCAGUGGCCCUCAGAGGAAGCCUCCAUGCACCUGGUGAGGGACUGCAGGAUAUGCGCCUUCCUGCUUCGGAAAAAGCGCUUCGGGCAGUGGGCCAAGCAGCUGACCGUCAUCAAGGAGGACCAGCUCCUGUGUUACAAAAGCUCCAAGGACCGGCAGCCGCAUCUGAGGCUGGCGUUGGAUGUCUGCAGCGUCACCUACAUGCCCAAGGACAGCAGGCACAAGAGGCACGAGCUGCGUUUCUCCCAGGGGGCUACCGAAGUCUUGGUGCUGGCCCUGCAGAGCCGGGAGCAAGCUGAGGAGUGGCUGAAGGUCAUCCGAGAGGUGAGCAGGCCUGCCGGGGCAACGGAGGGCACAGACGUGCCCAGAUCCCCUGUCCUCCUGUGCAAGCUGGACCUAGACAAGAGACUGUCCCAAGAGAAGCAAACUUCAGACUCGGACAGCCUGGGCAUGGGUGACAGCUGUUCUACUCUGGGCCGCAGGGAGGCCUGCGACCAAGGCAAAGCGAAGAAGAGCAGUCUGGCAGAGCUGAAGGGCUCCGUGAGCAGGGCUGCCGGCCGCAAGAUCACCCGCAUCAUCAGCUUCUCCAAGAAGAAGCCGCUGGCUGACGACCCGCAGAUGCCCUGCUCCGAGGAGGAGGUCCCGUGCUGCGGCUACCUGAACGUGUUGGUGAACCAGGGCUGGAAGGAACGCUGGUGCCGCCUGAAAUGCAACACUUUGUACUUCCACAAGGAUCACACAGACCUGAGGACCCACGUGAAUGCCAUUGCUCUCCGCGGCUGUGAGGUGGCCCCAGGCUUUGGGCCCAGACAUCCAUUUGCCUUCAGGAUUCUGCGCAACCGGCAGGAGGUUGCCAUCUUGGAGGCAAACUGCUCUGAGGACAUGGGCCGCUGGCUUGGGCUGUUGCUGGUGGAGAUGGGCUCCAAAGUCACUCCCGAGGCGCUGCACUAUGACUACGUGGAUGUGGAGACCUUAACCAGCAUCGUCAGUGCUGGGCGCAACUCCUUCCUAUACGCAAGAUCCUGCCAGGAUCAGUGGCCUGAGCCCCGUGUGUACGAUGAUGUCCCUUAUGAAAAGAUACAGGACGAGGAGCCCAAGCGUCCCGCGGGCACCCAGGUGAAACGCCAUGCCUCCUCCUGCAGCGAGAAGUCCCAUCGAGUGGAUCCACAGGUCAAAGUCAAGCGCCAUGCCUCCAGUGCCAAUCAAUACAAGUACGGCAAGAACCGAGCUGAGGAAGAUGCCCGGAGGUACCUGGUAGAAAAAGAGAAGCUGGAAAAAGAGAAGGAGACAAUCCGGACAGAGCUGAUGGCACUGAGGCAGGAGAAGAGGGAGCUGAAGGAAGCCAUCCGGAAUAAUCCAGGAACGAAGUUAAAGGCUCUGGAGGAGGCCGUGGCUGCCCUGGAAGCUCAGUGUCGGGCAAAGGAGGAGCGCCGAAUCGACCUGGAGCUGCGGCUUGUGGCUGUGAAGGAGCGACUACAGCAGUCCCUGGCAGGGGGCCCGACGCUGGGGCUGUCCGUGAGCAGCAAGAACAAGAGUGGGGAAACUGCAAAUAAACCCCAGAACAACGCCCCAGAGCAACCUCUCCCUGUCAACUGUGUUUCUGAGCUGAGGAAGAGAAGCCCAUCCAUCGUAACCUCCAACCAAGGAAGCGUGCUACAGAAAGCCAAGGAAUGGGAAAUGAAGAAGACCUAGAAAAAGGAUGAAGAUUUCAUUCCAAAGGAAAUACAAGAUUGUAUUGGAAACACUUUUUUCACAAGGAGAUGCCAGGACACUGGAAGUAGUCCCCACUGGAAGUAGCCUCUCCAGGGCACCCAGAAGACCAGCUUUUACAUGAUUUGCAUGAUGACAGGGGAAACGGGGAGGGAAGAAAUGGGAGGAAGGACAUGGAGGGCGUCCUUUUAACUUCCCAGAGGGUGGAAAACGGGGAUGGAGGGAGUUAGAAAUCUGCACCACUGUAAAGGUUUUGUUAAAUGUCUUUGCCCUCAUUUCUGAAGAAAUGAAAGCCCACGUGAAUAAGCCAUUCCAUCCCAUUCUAGCGUCCCACUCCCAGGCGAUAGGGCAAAGGAAGACAGUGCUGAAGCAUCAGUAGGUAGUACAGUACAAAGAGCCAAGCUUUGAUCAUCUGAUCACACUUGUGCCAAGUGGAUUCAUGUGGGGCAUCACUGACAACCUCUGGGCAACAUAAAGAGGCCGAAAAAUCAAUAGAAUUUCCCUGCCUGCAUGAACGUGAACAAAAGCUACAGACAACACACAAAUUCUGCAGUCAUUCCGUCUGUGCUUCAGAGCUGGGCGGAUGCGGCUACCAGAACCCUGCAUUUGAGGUGCUUUCCAAUUAGAAAUCUGCUACGCAGCAGGUGAGGGGAGACUCAGCAGGGGACUUGUUUUCAACCCACAGCGAUAGUGACAGGAACAUGGAUUCCUAAUGUCCACAGUAUGGUGCAGGAAUUGUAGGGUGGGGUCAUUUGUAGCCAAUCAAGUCCUUUACCUAUUUCAUUUGACACUCGGGCUCCAGGAGGUAGAGCUAGAGAACCAUGUGACGCUCUGUAUGUCUUUAUCCUGAUUUUGCACUUAAAGGCUCUCCAGUCUGUACUUCUGUACCUGCUGUCAAGGAAAACUAUCAGGGAGAAUCGAAGGACGGUGGCUCAUUUCUGCUGGGAGUGCCUUUUACUAACACUUGAUACUUUUAUAGGGGAGCGGGACCUCAAGUCUUGGGCAGUCUCCUUACUGUGCCACUCACCGCUUUCUCAACACUGUAGACACUUUUUUGGUCUUUAUAUCUCCUUCCAAAGUAAGAUAAAACCAGUUAACUGUUAAGAGCUCAAAGGCUGGGACGCCUGGGUGGCUCAGUUGGUUAAGCGGCUGCCUUCGGCUCAGGUCAUGAUCCCAGCAUCCUGGGAAG
Molecule: messenger RNA, 3564 nt
Organism: Neogale vison (American mink)
Lineage: Eukaryota; Metazoa; Chordata; Mammalia; Carnivora; Mustelidae
Gene: AFAP1L1
Product: actin filament associated protein 1 like 1
Exons: 19
Coding region: 24-2357 (777 amino acids)
Cellular component (GO): cytosol
Molecular function (GO): SH3 domain binding
Source: RefSeq, a predicted model, not a curated record